Messenger RNA from Paramecium octaurelia, 1301 nucleotides. NCBI's taxonomy places the organism in Eukaryota, Ciliophora, Oligohymenophorea, Peniculida, Parameciidae. The record is from the annotation of a GenBank genome assembly.
AUGAAAUAUGAUGAAAUAAAAAAAUGCUUCACUUCCGAACAUCAUUAUAAACAGACAAAACAAAUCAAAGAAUAUAUAAUGGAAAACAACAUGUAUGGUGAUUUCGAUUAUGAAAGUGAUAUAACUCAAGGAGCAAUUCAAGCAGUAGGAAACAUUUUGGAAGAUGCCAAUUCAUAGCCAAUCGAGAAAGUAUUAUCUACAAGAGUAAGAUAUCAUCCUGUAUUCAGUUAGUGAAGGAAAUAAUGGAUUGUCAUAUUGCUUUGGUUAUCGAAAAAGUGUAAAUAAAAAUCAUGCCAAUUUAUGAACAAAUUCUUACAUAAUUUUGUGAGAAAGGACAAAAGGCAAAGUAAUACUUCUCCAAUAAACCUGGUAGAUGUUAUUUAUAUAUAUUCAAGAUGAACAGCUAAUGGUUCUUGGCAACACAUUCAUAAGACUGAUUAGUGAAUGCGUAUUUGUGUGGAAUAUUUGGCAUCCGAGCAUAGAUGGAUAACCAUCAGUGUAUUCGAGAGUGUAAUAAAAAUAAUUAUUGAAAUUAGAUACAAUAAUUUAGUUUCAAAGGGAAUUCAAUUUCCUAAACUAUUUUAUUUCAAUUCUCAAAAAGUCAAGGAAUUCUACAUACAAUCUAAAGAAUAAGUCAACAGUUCUCCAUUUGUAUACUCAAACAACAUACAACCAGAUUUCUUCUACAUUAAAAAAAGACUAGACGGAAACCAAUUCCAAAAAAGCGAUCUCAUUAUCAUAAGGAAUGAAUUACUCUGUAAACCAUUAAUAAAUAAUGACUCGUAGCCCUAAAAAGCAGUGAACUCAAUUCUAGUUAAGCAAAGUUUAUCAGAAAUUUUGAAAUGGCUUUUAAAGAUUUUGAAAAGACUCAGAGAUUUGAUGAAUUAUAGAUUAUAAUCUAAUCCAUGUAAUAUAUAUUCAGCUAAAUUCUAAGUUGCUUGGAAUUUGAUGAUGAAGUGUUUGACAAAUAGGCAGCCAUUGAUGCAUUUCAAAAGAGGUAUCAAUCGAAUCAGAGCAAUUUCACUCCUUCCAAACUACAAGGAGGAGGAGGUGGGUAUUCAACUGAUAAGAUUAGUCAAUUUCUAUCAAAUGGAAGUAUGAGUGUAAGAUACAUCAUUUUAUGAUCUUAGUCACAAAAUUCAUCACCCAAUGAAUAGAAAUAAUAACUGCAAAUAUUGAAUGAAAAGAAUAGAAGGAUCGAACAAUUAUUAUUAGAAAACUCUCUUUUGUAGAAACAAAUAAGAAAUUUUGAAGAUCAGAUUCACACUCUAAAACAAAAUCUAUCCUAAAAUAUUGAAUGA